Molecule: messenger RNA, 1751 nt
Organism: Esox lucius (northern pike)
Lineage: Eukaryota; Metazoa; Chordata; Actinopteri; Esociformes; Esocidae
Product: cyclin-dependent kinase 5 activator 1-like
Exons: 1
Coding region: 545-1471 (308 amino acids)
Biological process (GO): positive regulation of cyclin-dependent protein serine/threonine kinase activity; activation of protein kinase activity
Cellular component (GO): protein kinase 5 complex; cytoplasm
Molecular function (GO): cyclin-dependent protein serine/threonine kinase activator activity; protein kinase binding
Source: RefSeq, a predicted model, not a curated record
AUUUCUUGGCAAACUUAAGCCUAAUCAUCAUCAUCGCAAACUGAAGUUGACAUUGUGAACUUCAGACAUCAUCGCUUCUAUGAUGCUACUUUACUAUGACACGUUUCAGAACGACCCAUUUCAGAACCUCGGACAGUUUCGAACUACAGACGUACAAAUCCUCAACAGUCAAAGCCUACGGCUGAACAACUGGUCUUUUACUUUAUCAAAACUAUUUAAAUACAUUUUCUCAUACCGACGGGAAAUCAGUAAGUAUAAUAACAAUUACAGUUUCUUCAUUGGUUUUAUCAGUGACAUUUUAGGCUAUAUUAUUCAUGGUAAUGAACACUUAAUACUAAUUCAGAUGCAUUUUCAAUGAACAUGGGAAAAUGUGUUGUAUAUGGUCAAAUACUUUUGACUACACUCCUAUAGGUAUUAGUCAAAAUCAGAGCACUAUACAGGAUAACCGUUUUAGGCCAGCUAGCGUAGGCACCCCUAACGUACCAAUAAUUCAUUUAAUAUAAUUAAUAUUGCAGCAUAUUGUUUCCCAUAGGCACUUCUGACCAUGGGAUCCGCCAUGUCUGUCUUAAAAAGGGAGAAGGCUGUGAACGCAAUUGAUAACUUAAUGGAAGACCAUGCAAGGAAGCACAACAAAACCCUAAAGCAUUACCUUCCAUGGAGAAGGUUGAUGAAGAGCUCCAAGAAAGUACAGGUCAAUGAUAAGACCAACCAAAACAGCAAUACCCCUCACAGUAAUGAGAACCUGGAGCAUUCUCAGUCAUGCUCCAAUCUGUCCGCCCUCAGCCUGGAAAGGUCUCAGUCCUGUGACAAGCCUUCAAACAUCACACAGGACUCCAGCACUCCAACCCUCGUCAACAGCUCCAACAACGCCACCUCAUCUGUCAAGUGGGUCCCAGUGACCGACUCCAACGCAGUCCCGGACGCUCCCCAGACUGUGAUCGACCAGGCCCCCGAUACACCCAAGAGGCUGGUGGCGCUCCAAGCUACAACGGGUGAACUGCUGCGCUGCCUGGGGGAGUUCCUUUGCCGGCGCUGCCCCCUGAUCCAGGACAUGUCCUUCAUGGACCCGUUGAUGUGGCUGUGGCUGAUGGACCAGUAUCUCCUGGUUAAUGGGUAUCAGAGUCAGAGCUGCAUCAACCCGUCGAGCCUGGUCUUUCUCUACAUGUUGUGCCGCGAGGUGGUCUCUUCUGAUGUGGCCACUCUGAACGAGCUGCAUGCCAUGGUGCUCACCUGCCAGUACGUUACCUGCUCCUACAUGGGAAAUGAAAUCAGCUACCCCGUAAAACCCUUCCUGGUGGAGACCUGCAGGCAGACCUUCUGGACGCGCUGUAUGUCCAUCUCCAAUGUGUUCAGUGGCCAGAUGCUCCAGAUGAACACCGACCCUAACUUCUUCUGCAAGGUAUUUGCUGAACUGAAGAAUCAGACUCCGAAGGAGGAGAAGAGCUGUCUGUUCACCGUGUGCCGGCGUUAAUGACGGGCCCGGGGUCCAACAGGGAUGGGGGGAGGGUGGUUAGGGGUAGGGUAAGCUUGGAUGGGAAAAUGUGAUUUAGUAUUUGACUUCAAUUGGAAGAAACAUCUACAGUAUGUAUGUGACUGUGUAAAGGAUUGAAUCUCCAUUCUACCAUUCCCUGGCCCUUAAGUCUGCAAACACUAGUGUUUCCCUGCUGCACGGAUAGGACUGGACAGUGAUACUGCAAACAGAAUAUGCUGAAUUCCAUGCUGAAUUUGUGUAGCUGUGGGAUCAUAUUUGU